Biomphalaria glabrata is the source of this 9587-nucleotide messenger RNA. RefSeq names its product protein mono-ADP-ribosyltransferase PARP14-like. Gene Ontology annotation, cellular component: nucleus; cytoplasm. Lineage: Eukaryota; Metazoa; Mollusca; Gastropoda; Planorbidae. Gene Ontology annotation, molecular function: transcription corepressor activity; RNA binding; NAD+ poly-ADP-ribosyltransferase activity. Gene Ontology annotation, biological process: negative regulation of gene expression. The coding region runs from base 346 to 8904 and encodes 2852 amino acids. The transcript is spliced from 34 exons. The record is from RefSeq and is a predicted model, not a curated record.
ACAGAGUAGUUUUGAUUCAGAUCUGUGUGAAUCUGGAUUAGACCCUGCAUGCCCUAUGAUUCGAGGCCCAAUGCCUACUACGUGCUAGAUUAUCUAGGUCUAUCUCUAGAUUUAGAUCAGACAUCAAAGUCUCUAUCAGCCAAUAGAGUGACAUAGACUAUUUGAUUUGUCAUUGUGAUGAUUGUGAUAUGUGUUGUCUGUGUCACUAUGAACUCUAUAUCUAGAAUCUAGACUGACUAGACUAAUCUAGAGUCUAGAGUGACUAAAUUCUAAUAGGCAAUAAUCAUCUAUUUCACUUGAGGACAUUUUAAACAUCACAAAACUACCAGACCUAAUGAGAAUAAUAUGUUUAUUCUUCGUCAAAUAAAUAAAAUGCUAAACAGCACAGUUGAAAUGUCAGAUAAAAAAAGAAAGCUGAACGUUGAAGGCGAUCUUGGGAAUAUCACGAGAGACCAGUUAAAUAUACUUUUCAAAAACAAAAGAGCUCAAGGUGGUGGACCAGUUGAAGAUGUCCAAAUAUCAGAAGAUAAGAAAAGUGCUGUUAUCAUUUUUAAGGAUCCAGAAGCUGUUGACUUGAUAAUGAGCCGAGGAGACAUAGUGGUUAUUAAUGACAUACAACUUAAAGUGAGCCGACUAUUCGAUGUGCCUGAUCUAGGGAGUCAUAGAGCUGAGACUAAUGUUAAUGACACAGUGUUACCCUCAGAACCAAAACAGUUGUCUAAAAGUUUCUCAGAAAAUGCUUCUGCUGAAAUUGAAUUGGAACCUACAAGUCUAUCAAAGAAAACAAACAAAUUGAAAGUCAUAGGCUUUCCUGAAGAUGUUACCAAAGAUCAACUUACUAUAUUGUUUAAAAAUAAAAGAGGACAAGGUGGUGGACCUGUAGAGGCAAUAAAUAUUUCAGAAGACAAGACAAGUGCUGUUAUUAUUUUCAAAGAGACUGAAGCUGUUGAUUUGGUGAUGAGUCGAGGGGACACAGUCAUUUUUUCUGGCAUUCCCCUUAAAGUGAGCCCACUUUAUGAUGAAACUGAUACUAGUCCUAAAGCCAUUACUGAAAUUAGUGAAAUGUUAUUAUCAUCAGGAAUAAAGUCAAACAAUUCAGCAGAAAAUGUUUCUGCAGAAGCCAAAUUGAUACCUACAAGUCUAUCAAAGAAAACAAACAAAUUGAAAGUUACAGGCUUUCCUGAAGAUGUUACCAAAGAUCAACUUAUUAUAUUGUUUAAAAAUAAAAGAGGACAAGGUGGUGGACCUGUAGAGGCAAUAAAUAUUUCAGAAGACAAGACAAGUGCUGCUAUUAUUUUCAAAGAGACUGAAGCUGUUGAUUUGGUGAUGAGUCGAGGGGACACAGUCAUUUUUUCUGGCAUUCCCCUUAAAGUGAGCCCACUUUAUGAUGAAACUGAUACUAGUCCUAAAGCCAUUACUGAAAUCAGUGAAAUGUUAUUAUCAUCAGGAAUAAAGUCAAACAAUUCAGCAGAAAAUGUUUCUGCAGAAGCCAAAUUGAUACCUACAAGUCUAUCAAAGAAAACAAACAAAUUGAAAGUUACAGGCUUUCCUGAAGAUGUUACCAAAGAUCAACUUAUUAUAUUGUUUAAAAAUAAAAGAGGACAAGGUGGUGGACCUGUAGAGGCAAUAAAUAUUUCAGAAGACAAGACAAGUGCUGCUAUUAUUUUCAAAGAGACUGAAGCUGUUGAUUUGGUGAUGAGUCGAGGGGACACAGUCAUUUUUUCUGGCAUUCCCCUUAAAGUGAGCCCACUUUAUGAUGAAACUGAUACUAGUCCUAAAGCCAUUACUGAAAUUAGUGAAAUGUUAUUAUCAUCAGGAAUAAAGUCAAACAAUUCAGCAGAAAAUGUUUCUGCAGAAGCCAAAUUGAUACCUACAAGUCUAUCAAAGAAAACAAACAAAUUGAAAGUCAUAGGCUUUCCUGAAGAUGUUACCAAAGAUCAACUUACUAUAUUGUUUAAAAAUAAAAGAGGACAAGGUGGUGGACCUGUAGAGGCAAUAAAUAUUUCAGAAGACAAGACAAGUGCUGUUAUUAUUUUCAAAGAAACUGAAGCUGUUGAUUUGGUGGUGAGCCGAGGGGACACAGUCAUUUUUUCUGGUAUUCCUCUCAAAGUGAGCCCACUUUAUGAUGAAACAGAUGCUAGUUCUGAUACCAGUACUGACAUAAGUGAGAUACCAUUGUCCUCAGAAAUAAAAUCAGAGUCAAGCAAUUCAUCAGAAAAUGUUUCUAGAGAAGUUGAAUUUAUACCUAGAAGUCUUCCAAAGAAAACAAAUAAAUUAUUAGUUAGAGGCAUUCCAGAUAGUGUAACCAAAGAUCAUUUAAAUAUAUUUUUUAAAAAUAAAAAGAGACUAGGUGGUGGACCUGUAGAAGAAAUAGUGUUUUUAGAAGACAAGACAAGUGCUGUUAUCAUUUUCAAAGAAAACGAAGCUGUUGAUUUGGUCAUGAGUCGAGGAGAAACAGUCAUCUUUUCAAGUAGUCCUCUUAAUGUGAGCCCUUUUUAUGAUGAAACGGAUGAUAGUUGUGAAGCUAAGACUGAAAUCAUAGAGAUGCCAUUAUCCUCAGGAAUAAAAUCAGAGUCAAACAAUUCAGCAGAAAUUGUUUCUUCAGGAGACAAAUUGAAACCUUCAAAUUCAUCAAUGAAAACAAACAAAUUGAAAGUUAGUGGCAUUCCUGAACAGAUUUCCAAAGAUCAACUUAGUCUAUUGUUUAAAAAUAAAAGGGGUCAAGGUGGUGGACCUGUAGAAGCAAUAAAUCUUACAGAAGAUGGGACAAGUGCUGUUGUCAUUUUUAAAGAAAGUGAAGCCGUUGAUUUGGUGAUGAGUCGAGGAAGCACAGUCACUAUUUCAAAAGUGUCCCUUGAAGUCAGCCCACUGUAUGAUGAAACUGAUGACAGUACUUGUACUAAUUCUGAAAUGAGUGAGAUAAAAUUAUCCUCAAAAACAAAUUCAAAGUCAAAACAUUCCUCAGAAAAUGUUUCUUCAGGAGACAAAUUGAAACCUUCAAGUUCAUCAAAGAAAACAAACAAAUUGAAAGUUACAGGCCUUCCAGAUGAAGUUACCAAAGAUCAACUUCAUAUAUUUUUUAAAAAUAAAAGGGGUCAAGGUGGUGGACAGAUAGAAGCAAUACAUAUUCCAAAAGAUGGCACAAAUGCUAUUGUCAUAUUUAAAAAGACUGAAGCUGUAGAUUUAAUUAUGAGCAGAGGCAACACUGUUACAUAUUUUAAUACUACUCUAACUGUGAAGCCAUAUUAUAAAGAGAUAACUACUGAGACACCAGAAGCACAAGACAACAUCACAGAAGACUCUGAAAUGCACAUGUCUAUAAAACAGAAGAAAAGGAAACCAAAAGUGGAAAACAGAAAAAUGAGUACAAAUAUGGUUACCAGUGACAGUGAAGGCAGUUGUACAUUGACAGAAAAAGAGAAAGAAAAACCAUUAUCCUUUAAAAAAAUGGAAAAAGAAAAAACGAAGACGUUAGAAACACCCCCAUCAAAAAAGAACGAUAAGGACAAACAAGAAGACACUACGGAAUUCGCUCUUCAUAACACGACUGUGAAGAUAAAACUGCAUAGUAUUGAUACUUGUAAAGACACCUACAUUUAUUACUUAGAAGACGAAUCACUUAACAUUGGUCCAUUUCAUGAGGAAAGUUUGAUGCUUGAUGGACUGCAUAACAUUAUCUAUGUAACUUUUCAUACCCAAAAAGAUGCUAAAAGUUUUUGUCAAAAGAAGCAUCCACCAGACUUGGAAAUAUCCAAAGUAGAAAUGGCAACAGAAGAAGACUUCAAAACAUAUCCCAAUUAUAUUUUUCUGAAAGGCAAUCUUGAAAACUUAGGAGCUCUAGCUGAACAAAUAAAUGAGAAAACUGGUUUGGAGGUGUCAGACAUAAUUCAAGAAGAUGACUUGGACGCUUGCAUUGUCAAAUUGGAUCCACGUUUCUGUGAUGAUAUUACACAGUUGACAUGGACAUUAACUUCUGUUGGCAGUAACAAGAUGAUCACUGCUCCAGUGUAUAAAAAAAAUUGUGUUUCGGUUUCUGGUCUCACACCAGAUGUCUCUAUUCCAACUUUAAAACGUUACUUGGAAAACAAAAAGCGAAGUGGUGGUGGAAAAACAAAGUCGUUAGUCCAGAUUGCAGAAGAUGAAGUUGUUGUCUAUUUUGAGGAUGACGUAGAUCUAACAGCCCUCAUAUCCAGAGAAGAUCACACAAUAGAACAUACAGAUCUCAUUAUUUCUCGCUAUUAUCCUUGCCUGUCCAGAAAUUACAUGAAAAAAGAUGAUUCGUUAAAAGUGAAACCAGAUAAAAAUCAACCUUUACCUUCUAAAACAUUCUCCAAAAAGAAGCAGUUACAAUUAAAUCCAGGCUCCUUAAUGUCUGUUUACAUUGUAAAAAAACAAGGCCCUAUUUUUGUUGGGGUGCUUACUUUAACACCAUAUGCUUUCCCUUACCUGAAGGGACAAAAACACAAAUUAGAAAACAUUGCACGAGAGGCUUAUUGUGAAAUGACAUUAUUCCCUCAAAUGCUACAAUUAAAAUUAAAUUGGCCAGAAAAAUUAGAAGCCAAAGAAGUAAAACAGAAGCUUGAGAAUGGACUCAAGGAAAUUUCCAAUUAUUUAAAACAGUUUGCAGUUCUGACUUUUACAAUGAAUGAGAGUGAAGCGCAACAUUUUCAACAUUUUUGCACUGGCAAAGUAGAUAUUUUUUACCAUGAGGAAUCAUCUAAAAUGAUUGUAAUCAACCUGGACUCACAAACAUCUUUAAAAGCGCUGAUCCAUCAUCUCUAUGAUGAAUUUAUCCAGCAGGGUAAAGAUCAACAAGAUGCAUCAAGAUUGAUAGAAAUCAAGAAAAAACUAUCUUUAAGUGAAGGGGCUGAAAAAAUAAAUGUAUCGACAGAUAUUUCAAAAGCAAAGUCAGAGCUGAAAGUUUCUGUUGAAGAAAAAACAUUUCAACACAGUGAAGAGGUCUCCUUAGACAAAUUUGAAAUUAAAUUGCUUGAGAAAUGUUUAUUUUUUGAUCAAUUUAAAGAAACUUAUAAAGAAACUAAAAUAAACUUGGACAAUGACACUAACAAAGUUAUUCUCAUGGGAAAUGAUAGAAGUCAAUUAAAUUCCAUUCAUUUAGAUAUUUUAAACAAAUGUAAACAAGAUGUGGGCUUUAGUAAACUAGAAAGUGUAACAGCAGAUCAAAUGAAGCUACUUAAGAAAGACAAUGUUCAAAAGAAAGUGGAUUCAAUGCUAGAUAACUGCUAUAUGCAGUGUAAUGAGAAUGAUGUAAAACUGUACUAUUUAAAGUCUGGAUCAGUAAACAUCAGUGACGCAGAAAAGAAAAUUAGAUCACAAGUUGAAGUUACCAAAAAACCCAUCAACCAAGAUAUGCUCAAAAUACUUGAGUCUUCUGAUGGCUCUACAUUUUUGUCCAGUUUGACUGACCCCAACAGUGGUUUCAACACAGUGAUACAAUUAGAUUCCAACAACCAAGAACUUAUGAUCAUUUGCCCAGGCGACCAAAUCUAUCAGCUCAAUAAAUCUGUUGAUAACUAUUUGGAAACUAACAAAUUACAUCAGAAGGAAAUUUCUUUGUCAUAUGGGAAACAACAAUUCAUCAAUAAAUACUUAAUGGAAGAGCUAAACCACUUAAAGUCAUCUCUCGGAAGGGAUGCCACUUUGGAGUUUUUGUCUGAUAAAUGUUUAAUCAAAGGACUCAGAGAUCCAGUCAGCAAUUGUGAGGUUCACAUCAACCAAUUGGUGUCAAAAAUAGACAAAAAUGAUGUCCAGCUAAAUUUUUUUGGCAUUGAUGAAUUUCUUCAUGAUCCUGAAGGCAAAAGCUUGUUAAGAGAAAUUGAAGAAACCCACAGAUGUGUUAUACAGUUCAAGUCAGAGGCAAAAAAAGCUCCAGCUCCAAAAGUGGCAAUAAAGCCACCGACACUAAUAGCCAAAUGUUCUUUACGUGAUGUCAAUAUAAGUUUUUUUCAAGGGAAUAUUUUUGGUCUUAAGGCAGAUGCUGUUGUAAAUCCUUUAGACUCAUCAUUCCAGUUUGUGAGUGCAAUAAAUCGAGAAUUAAUUCAGCAAGGAGGUCUAGAGAUACAGAGAGAGUUUGAGAGGUCCAAUACAUCUUCCUCUGUUGGUUCAGUUGUUGAAACAUCUAGUGGCUCUUUGUCAAAAGUAAAAAAUAUAAUCCAUGCUGUCUGUCCUGUAUACUUAGACUAUCAGCAAGAGAAAGAAUUAGAAUUAACAGUGAAAGCUUGUCUUCAUCAUGCGGCUAAUAAAAACUAUUCCACAAUAAGUUUACCUACAGUUGGUCUUGGAAAAAUUUUGAAAUUUCCUUUACUACCUGCCUGUAAAAUACUGCUUGAAUCAAUUAAGAGCUCCUUAGAAUCAGGGAGACACAGUUUCAAAGACAUCUUUUUAUGUGAUGUGAAUAGUGAUAACAUAAAGGAAAUAAUGGAUAGGUUUGAGGCCCAGGGUAUUGAAAUAGAGCAUUUUAACAAACCAACAGAUAAAAAAGAGCCUACUAAGUCUCACAGUCGAUCUCCACCAAAGUCUUUUGCUAAAAAAAGUUGGGAUUUUAAAAAUAUGAAAGUGGACAUUGUUUUGGGUGAAAUAAACAAACAAGACACUGAUAUCAUUGUUAUCACUGUAGACAAGUCUUUGGAUUUGAGUAAAGGGAGGUUAGCCAAAACAAUAUUACGUGAGGCAGGAGAUGACAUACAAAAUGAAUUACUAAAUAGGUUUAGUGAUGGAGUCAGAACUGGUGAUUUUGCAGAGUCUAGUGGAGGCAAUUUGCAGUGCAAACAUAUUUUCCAUGCAUGUCUUUCACGCUUCAGGGGAGAUACUGUGCAGAUGGAACACUUAGUGUACAAACUGUUGGAAGGAGCUAACAGGCUAAAGGCCAAAUCUAUUUCUCUCCCAGCUUUAGGUACUGGAAAUUUAGGCUAUUCACCAGAGGAUUCAGCUGAAGUCAUUAUGAAAACCAUUGAAAACUUUGCUGCUCAGAAUCCACAUUUCAGCUUAAAAAUCAGUAUUGUUGUUUUCCCAAGAGACACAGACGUUGCCCAAGCUUUCAAGUCAGCUAGAGAAAGUUUUGCCACUGGUGGACAGAGUGAUAUAGAGGAAGAGGCCAGCAGCGCAAGUUAUUUUGGAUCAUUUAAAAAGCAUCUUGCCUCCUAUUUUUCAAAAGCUCCAACAGAUAAUAAAGGUAUACAAAAAUAUGGCAAUGUGAGUCUCAAGAUCAAGCAAGGGGACAUCACUAAAGAAAGAAAUUCUGAUGUUAUUGUUAAUGGUAUAAAGGAUUCCAUGGACCUUUCACACUCAGGACAAGUUUGUAAAACUUUACUCAAAAUAUGUGGGCAAGAGCUUCAAGAUGAAUGUUCUAGAAAAAUUGAUGAGAUGAAAACCGAUGGCCUAGUUGUAACAUCAGCCCCCAAGUUACAAUGUAAAAAUAUCAUACACAUCAGCCAAGAUCAGUUCUCCAAGUGCUUGGACAAAGGUGUAACUAAAAUUCUGCUGGAGGCAGAGAAAAUUGGAGCUUCAACUUUGUCAUUGCCUGUAUUAGGCGCAGGAUCACGUCAUGCUAAUCACCAUAGCAUCAAAAAAUCUAUACUCAGUGCCAUUGAACAGUUUGGUAACUCAGGAGCCAAGAAACUCACCAAAAUCAAGCUGGUUAUAUUUGAUCCUCAUGUUUUUAAUGUUUUCAUGGGCCAUGGAGAAGCCAAAGUCCAUUCUUCUCAUGAUAAAUCCAUAGCCAAUAUGCCACCAAUUAGUGUAUCACAGAAAGCAGAACUGGUCAUUUAUUCCGACAGUGCUGAACAAAGAAUGUUAGCAGAGAAAAAACUAAAGGAGAAAUGCAAGGCAGCUUUUAAAGAAGAAAAAGAUACAGAACAAAAUUUGACCAAAUUAUCAAACGCGCAGAUCAAGUCAUUGGAAUACUUAGGUCUACAAAACAGAAUCAAAGUGACAGUUAGAGCUCAAGAACAUUUGUUGAUAACGGAAGGAUUUCAACCUACUGGAAUGUUGCAAGUCCAUAAACAACUAAAAAAACUAGUGGUUGAAGCAGUUGGUAAGCAUCACAUGUCACUGCUACAUGCUGUGCCAUCAUCUAUUGAAUGGCAGUAUAAACAGGGAGAUAAAUGGCGCAGUUUUGACUCUGUUUUAAAUAGUGAAACCGAAAGAGAGUUUAAAAAUAAAUCUGAUACUUUUGAAAUAACAGACAUGAAAGGAAGGAAAAUUAGUAUCAAUUUUAAAAAAAUGAAGGAAACUUUUCAAGAGGAACAAGGAGGAAAACAAUCUUUUGAUAUCAGACGAUACGACAAAACUAAAUCAGUUAGUGAGCCCUUGCCUAGGAAAUGGGAUAAAAUGUCAAAGGGAGAAAAUUUGAAGAUGGUACAAGUACAACCUGGCAGUGAGGAGUAUACUAAAGUAGAACAACAUUUUACAUCCAAGGGAGGAAAUUUACCUAUUAAAAAGAUUGAGCGCAUUCAAAACAAAGCACUGUACCAGCAAUUUUCUGUUAAGAAAAGAGAUAUAGAUGCGCAUAAUCCUAAGGGACAUCAGAAUGAAUUAAAACUAUUUCAUGGCACUGCUGCACAGACUGUUCCUUUUAUCAAUGAAAAUGGAUUUGACAGAAGUCAUUGUGGUGUGAAUGGUACUGCCUAUGGUAAAGGUGUGUACUUUGCAUUGAACUCAUCCUACUCAGUUGGAUAUGCUAAAUCAGAUAUUCUAGGCAACAGAUAUAUGUAUGUAGCAAGAGUAUUAACUGGAGAAAAUGUCACUACCAAUGGAAAUACUCAAUUUCUACCUAACAAACCAGGAACGAACAGACCAUAUGACUCUGGUGGUUCUAUUCCCCAUGGAAUCUAUGUUAUAUUUCAUGAUGCACAGGUUUAUCCUGAAUAUUUAAUAACAUUUUGAAAUUAUCUAUUCGGAAGGUGACAACAAGAAAAUGUUUGACUUGAGCAAUACAUUUUUUUUCUCAUUUCUGGGGAGAAGCCAAAACAUUUUUAGUAAUGUUUUUUGUUUUGUUUUUUUAUAAUGUUGAAUUGGAAAUAAUUUUUAUUACUGUGAAUUGUUUAAAAUGAACGAUUAUGUGGCACUCAAGGUUAUUAAUUAUCAACAGAAAAAAAUUGUUUAGAUACUAAAAGCAUGCAAUGAAGCUUUUUUUUUUUUUUUCAUUUUAUUUCUGAAAUACUGUAUAUGUGAUAUUAUUCAAACUCAACCUUUUUAUUUUUUUGGUAAUUAUUGUUUUAAAAACUUUAAUUUACUAAAGAUAUUUCUUGUGGUGACUAAAGGAAAAUAGCAUUAACUUUAGUAAAACUGUAAAUUCUGUUAUGCAUAUCCAUGUCAAUUUGGAUUGUAAUUGGACAUUUUUAACAAUUACCUUUUUACUAAAGUGCAAAGGAUUUUCUUUUUAUCUCAUGAAUGUCUGUAUUUUGUAGAUGACUACCCAGGUUGUGUAAAGAAAAUGUAAUUGUGGGUUGCAUGUAUAAUUCCUCACAUUAAUAUCUAUCCUUUUGAUAAGGAUGCCAUAAUGAAAUGGUUCAUUAUGGGUUGCAUAUGCUAAAGUUGUUAUUUACAUGAAUGUAAUAAAUUUAUUC